AGAAAAACUAGUACAUCCACACCACAGGAUAAUUUUUUUUCUCUUUCAACAAAUCAAGAAGAACAAGUGAUGGAAGAAGAUAGAGAAUUUGAUAGCGUAAGCAAGCAAAUCGAUUUCUUAUUUAACCAAUUACAAUCCCUCAAACAGAAAGCUCCAUCAUUUGAGGCUAAGUUGGAAGAAAAAAUUACCAAACUUCAGCAUAUUUCAAAAGAUCCCACAGUUGAUGCAUUGAAUAUACAAGAACCUGUGGAUAGGUGUAUUGAGAGAUAUCAAAAUCAACUUGUCAAGAUCAGAAGAGUUGGACAGUUGGUUGAAACAAAGGAUGAAACUGAUUCAGGGGAAAGAAUCACUUCUUUUGUCAAUAUUCAGAAACUCGAAGAGCUGGAGAGGAUUAAAAGUCUUGAAGAUAAGUUGAAGAAGGAAGAAGAAAAAGUGUCUGAUUUGGCGACCAAUUUGGGGAAUUGUCAAUCUACCUUGCUAGAACUGUCGGCCAAAUUCGACCAAUUUGGGGAAUUCAGGUUUUCAUGACUGUCAAGAAGGCCUUGUUUCUUUCAAGCCACUUUAAUGGUAGUUAAUUUCCCUUUGGAUGCUGCAUAUCCUCGUACCUUGCUAGAAUUGAAUUUCAUUUUGCUCGGAGUUCAUUCCCUUUGGAUAAUAUGUUUGUUUUUUCGGUAAGACGUUUCUUUCAUUGUGUGCACCAAAACCUCAUGUAGUGAACUGGUAAUUAAUUCCUCAUAAAUGGGUUGAGGAAUUCUUUUACGGUUUAACAAAGAUUUAUGUAUUGAAAAUACAUUGUAACAGCAAAAAUAAAAACUAAACUCGAGUAAGAA
This is a messenger RNA of Papaver somniferum (opium poppy), 830 nucleotides long. RefSeq lists its product as uncharacterized. The coding region runs from base 70 to 528 and encodes 152 amino acids. The record is from RefSeq and is a predicted model, not a curated record. The transcript has 2 exons. Lineage: Eukaryota; Viridiplantae; Streptophyta; Magnoliopsida; Ranunculales; Papaveraceae.